GAUUUUUUAGUAUCACAAAUCUAAACAAUGGUAUUCAAGUCGAAGACGUGAAGAAAAUAUAAAUUUAUUGCACAAUGUCGGUAUUUUGAACUCCUAAAAACACAACAAAACAAAACAGAAAAUGUGUUCGAAAAGCAUUUCAUGGCAAUGGGUCCCACUAUUGCUAGCUCUUCUGGUUGAGUUCGAUUUGGGAAGUGGCCUUAAACGAGGACCACAUCAUCCGAGGAGUGAACAAUCAAAAACUAAGAAAGUCGAUCAACAUUUAACACAUGAAGAACAUCGAAUUGAAGAUGAUUUACAAGAAAUGGGUAUAAAUGUGAACCUAGAUGAAAUGACUGAAGAUGAAAAGCAUUUUUACUAUUUCAAAAUUCAUGACAACGAUAAAAAUGACGCCUUAGAUGGCUUAGAGAUGUUGCAAGCAGCACUUCAUCAAGAUGAUUCAUUCAAAAAGCUAGACAAAGAGACUUACCUACAAAAUGCAUCUGAUGAGCUUCAUCACAUAGUUGAGGUAAUCGAUGAGUUCCUUUUAAUUGCGGAUACCAAUAAAGAUGGCUUCCUACAUUAUCCCGAAUAUAUGAAGGCUGUUUCCGAAGGCAAAGAAGUUGAGCAAAAUUUAAUAUAAAAAUAAAAGACUUUUUAUUAUUUUUAAGUAGUAAUAUUAUACAUUAACAUAGAAAAUAAAAUAUAAACAUUAA
Molecule: messenger RNA, 695 nt
Organism: Eupeodes corollae
Lineage: Eukaryota; Metazoa; Arthropoda; Insecta; Diptera; Syrphidae
Product: multiple coagulation factor deficiency protein 2 homolog
Exons: 4
Coding region: 122-622 (166 amino acids)
Molecular function (GO): calcium ion binding
Source: RefSeq, a predicted model, not a curated record